Homarus americanus (American lobster) is the source of this 2506-nucleotide messenger RNA. RefSeq names its product aquaporin-11-like. The record is from RefSeq and is a predicted model, not a curated record. Bases 624 to 1406 code for a protein of 260 amino acids. Lineage: Eukaryota; Metazoa; Arthropoda; Malacostraca; Decapoda; Nephropidae. Gene Ontology annotation, molecular function: channel activity. The transcript is spliced from 5 exons. Gene Ontology annotation, cellular component: cytoplasm.
ACACUGAAUGACUACACAGUUGGUGUCCGGCCCUGCUGAUGGGGUGAUCUCAUGGGAGCUGCUCUCCACCACCAUAACAAAAAGUAUCUGUUACAGUGAAUAUUCCGGAGAGUUAAGACUUCAUUCCAGCUCAGAGUACGCCCCGUUGUAUGUGUACGUGGUGAUAGUACAGUGUGCUUCUCCAAUAGUAAACCUAAAAUAGCUGUGGCAAUUUGAGAAAGGUCAGUGAAAUAUAGCAUUACAGUUCGCCCAGAUUAAAAAUAUUCGCUUUAUAUAUUUAUUAACACCUUAAAUGGCAACUACAGGCGUAAAAAGUGAUUACAGACGGCAAUUACUCGCUUUACAGUAUUGUACUAUUGUACAUGGAAUAUGCUCCUUAAGGCGGACAGUUAGGGCAGUGCGGACUGAGUGACCUUGGCGCAUGAUAAAGAGUAAACACUUCAUUUGGGUCCUGCGUGGCAGAGAGAAGUGAUACCACCCUCAGAAUGGGCAAACUGUACUCCAAGCUAUGACAAUAAAUUUAUUAAACUAAAAAUUAAAAGUUUUGGGAUGAGUGAAGUGGGAACUGUUGCCACCUGACAACUCCGACGGACACCAACGAGGGAGAGGAACAACCAGACAACAUGGCGCUCAUCUCUCUCUCACUUACGAUUGGGAUGUUGAUGGUACUCUCACACGUCGUACGAGGUCUUCUUCGUCAGGUAGUUCAUGGUGAGCUGGUCAGAGGGUGCCUGGCAGAGCUGGUGGCCGCCGCUGAGAUGGUCGCUACGUCUUAUGAGAUGUCCAGAGUAUUCGGUAACCACGGGAUAAUAGCAUACAGCAUCAUCCUGUUCCUGACUAUCCUGUGGAGAAUUAGGACCUGGGAUGGUGUCACUGCCUGCCCAUACAGCCUGCUGGGACAAUACGUGGAGAAGGGCGCUCAAUACCACCACACAAUGCUAAAGAUUCUGGCCCAACUUGUAGGUGGUGUGGCAUCCAUAAGAUGGGUCAAAUACAUGUACACGAUCGAGGUGAUGCACACACACACAAGUGGUGACGACAUUGGUUACUGUGAGUCAGACAUACAAGUCCCUGUUGUCAUGGGAUUCCUGAUUGAGGGUUCGCUCACCUGUGUCUGUGAACUUGCAUCUCGAGCCCUGGGUGAGAUCAAGCCCAAGUAUGCUGCUGCUAUCAACUCCUUCUUUGUCACUUCCAUGGUCCUUGUGGCUUUCAACCACUCAGGCGGUUACUUCAACCCAGUGCUGGCAACGUGCCUCAAGUGGAGCUGCCGCGGCCACACCAACACUGAGCACAUCAUCGUGUACUGGGCUGGCUCCAUCCUGGGUGCCAUGCUGUCCAUCAAACUCUGGAAUCUGGCCACUGUUAAGAAAGUUCUCGUUGGAUUCUUCAAACCCAAGGAAGAGUGAUAUAGUCUUGGUAAAACACUCAAGACUAACUCACUCUUCCACAAGGAUUUAUACUCUUUGUAAGAUACAGUACUUGGGUAAAUAGAAUUCAUCAUACUCUUGGUAGUACAACCAAGGAAGAACAAUCAAGCCAUACUCAAGGAGGAACACCAGUUUUAUAAAAAAAAGUCAAGAUCAAGUGUACUACACAUGGAAACAGUGGAGAUGUAGAAUUAGUCAUAUGUCUGACUUUGUAUUGUAUUGAUACCUGUAUGUUGCAUGUAUCCAAUACCGGUUGAAAAAGGGAUAUAAAUUUUGUUUGAGCAAAAGGCCGCUGAUAUGGUGUGUAUGAUCAGUAUGUACUAUCAUAUAGGUCACAAGCAUAACAGAAUGAAACGGAGACUUUCAAAUUUAGGUACUGCAGGAAGAUGCUUGAAGGCAAGAUAUCCUGAUGGGAAAACAAAUGAAGUACGGUACUAAGAUUAACUGGAGCAUAAGAAGUGUUUUUGAAAUAUAUCUGAAGAAAAGAGAUGAAGGGAUAUUGGUAGAGAUAUUAAAGGGUCCAAAUUGCAUACAGCGUCAAGGGUGAGCCAGGGGAUGGAGAUAAAAAUUAUGAUUGAAAAAGGUGUGUUUUCUCCAGAUACAAAAUACUUCACAGGAGAAAUGGUAAAACUGCCUUAAAAUAUUUGGAGUGGAGAGCCUUAGAUGCCAACCCUGCCUGACCCGAGACUUACUGGGACUAGGAUGGUGCCACAUUCCUGUCUCUACAGUGCCAGGUCCACAAGUGCCAAAUGCUUUCUUUUAUAUAGGAUUUAAAUGAACUGUUAUUCAGUAGUACAAGAUACCAUUCCAUAUUGUUGUUACUUAUUGUACUAGUUUUAUAGUAAUUGUCUUGUAUAUUUUUGUCUCACUCUGCUAUAUAGGAAGGACCAUGAAGGCCAGUAUGUUCAUAUUUGACAUUGACAUCAAUAUCGUCCUUAAGGCUGUCAAGGUCAAGUUCCAUUAUGGUCACUGAACUAUGCCAUCCAUAGGUGUGGCCCUAGGUACUCCUGAAUGUGCUGCGUAAGGAUCAAAUUUUGGUUAACAGAUCCUUACGCAGCACAUUCAGGAGUACCUAUACU